AUGCAAUCCCUCAUUUGGGCCUCUAAUAUACCAUUGUAUAUCACUCAUCCUUCUUCUACAAUACCUUAUUUGAUCAAUGUACCCCGGGUCUCUUAUCUGCCGCUCCUUUUCCCACGAUUGCUAUCUUUCUUCGGGGAAAAUGUUACAAGUUUCUCCUAUGAAGGAAUUCUAUUGAAGAAUCUACCCGUUGGUCUAUUAUGUGAUCUAUAUCAACCAGAAUUGCCAUGGAGAAUAGAGUUAGGAGAUGGUCCAUCUUUUGAUAUUCAUGAUACUUUUAUCAAUAGCGUCAAAGAAGCCGAUUUCAUACGCAAUGGAAAUGCGAAGGGUAUAAUGAGCAUGUCAAAAGAACAUUCGACGCAAUUAUGGAACUCAGUUCAAGAUAAUGAUCUUCACACCUACCUCAAGAUUUCUACCAUUCUCCUCAACCCCGCUACUCCUCUAAAGCAUAUUCCAUUACGUAUAUAUCUACCUUCAUCUUCAUCUCCAUCUUCAACUCCUCAUCCAGCUUCCUCGAGUUCAUCAAAAGCUCCAGGUACUUCUUCUCCACCUCCACCACUUUUCGCAUUUAAAACGGUACAAACUCUUAUACAACCACAAACUGCAUCUCGUGAACCUCAAACAUUAGGAGGGGCCCUCAACACUAUUCUUCCGAGUUUAUUUCCAAGUAGGAGAGAUGCGAUUUUAGCGGAUGUUAUCUUACAUGGGGCAACAGUUCCAUUCAAGGCACCAUUGGAGGAUUUAAUGAGGGAAGCGAGUUAUGCGGAUGGAUGGUUAAAUGUGUGUGUCGUUAUGCUGAAUUGA
This is a messenger RNA of Botrytis fragariae, 801 nucleotides long. Its product is annotated as putative autophagy protein. The record is from RefSeq and is a predicted model, not a curated record. Lineage: Eukaryota; Fungi; Ascomycota; Leotiomycetes; Helotiales; Sclerotiniaceae. Gene Ontology annotation, cellular component: cytoplasm; Atg12-Atg5-Atg16 complex; phagophore assembly site membrane. The transcript is spliced from 3 exons. Gene Ontology annotation, biological process: C-terminal protein lipidation; autophagy of mitochondrion; nucleophagy. Bases 1 to 801 code for a protein of 266 amino acids.